Molecule: messenger RNA, 681 nt
Organism: Pediculus humanus corporis (human body louse)
Lineage: Eukaryota; Metazoa; Arthropoda; Insecta; Psocodea; Pediculidae
Product: proteasome subunit beta type 6 precursor, putative
Exons: 4
Coding region: 1-681 (226 amino acids)
Cellular component (GO): proteasome core complex
Molecular function (GO): threonine-type endopeptidase activity
Source: RefSeq, a predicted model, not a curated record
AUGAAUAUUUUAGCUCCACAAUUAAAAGGACAUGAAGCUAUUCCGCUUCCUGACUGGAUGCAAGAAGAAACUACUGGAACUACAAUUAUGGCAGUGGAGUAUGACGGGGGGGUAGUAAUUGGUGGAGAUUCAAGAACAACUACUGGAGGUUAUGUAGCAAAUAGGUUUACUGAUAAACUAACAAAAAUCACUGAUAGAAUUUAUUGCUGCAGAUCAGGAUCGGCCGCUGAUACUCAAGCCAUUGCAGAUAUCGUUGAAUACCAUAUGAAUUUGCAAAAUAUUGAGCUAGGGUCUGAAUCUCUAGUUAGCACUGCUGCAAAUGUAUUUAAAGAAAUUUGCUACAGUUAUAGAGAUUCACUUACUGCUGGAAUUAUAGUCGCAGGUUAUGAUUCACUGUAUGGAGGACAAGUUUAUUGCAUUCCAAUCGGUGGUAUGCUUCAAAGGCAAAAUGUCGCAACUGGUGGAUCCGGAAGUACAUAUGUUUAUGGUUAUGUCGAUUCUCAUUACAAACCUAAUAUGAGCAAAGAAGAAAGUGUCAACUUUGUAACCAACACUGUGGCUUUGGCCAUGAUGAGAGACAGCUCAAGUGGCGGUGUCAUUCGUCUUGGUAUAAUAGAUGAAAAUGGAAUAGAAAGAAGAUUGAUUAAGGGUGAAGAUAUUCCCAAAUUUUACGAAGGAUAA